Molecule: messenger RNA, 1134 nt
Organism: Recurvomyces mirabilis
Lineage: Eukaryota; Fungi; Ascomycota; Dothideomycetes; Mycosphaerellales; Teratosphaeriaceae
Exons: 2
Coding region: 1-1134 (377 amino acids)
Source: RefSeq, a predicted model, not a curated record
AUGACUGUCUUCGUCAUCCCGAUCUGGCUUUUCGAAUUCUGGGAUGCGUUGGGAUAUGGUGAGGGUCUGGCUUUCCUCCGCGAUGUCGCGGCCUUCGUUCGACUACGUCCACAGAGACUGGAAACAAGUUUGGCGGGUACGCAGCCGUCGUGGAUCGACCGUGUCUGGAUCGUGCAAGAGUUCCUACUGGCGAACAAGCUUUACAUCUGUUUCGGGUCCGUGCGGAUGAAGUACGACUGGACCACCCUGUGCGGAAUGUAUCACACCGCAGAUCUAGGUUUCGAAUAUGACAUGCCUCCCUUCAAGCAUCUGAUCGAUCGGCUUUCUCCCUAUGGUUUGCUGAAGAUCCAGCGCACGAACGGAUGGUCACAGCACCGGAAGCCAGAUGUGCUAUCAAUCAUGCUCGCGACACGGCAGGCAGAGGCUACACACCCCGUGGAUAAAAUCUGGGGCGUUUUUGCGCUGAUUAGCUCGGAGGGGCAGUCCAAUAUCAAGUUGAACUACACGAUGCCCAUCAGCGACGCCUACAUUCAAGCGACUUUUGCCUCCAUGGACUGUAUCGGUACACUAGACAUCUUACAUCUUGCAGGUCUUGGUCAGAGCAAGAUCGAAGGACUACCCACAUGGGCCGCAGACUUCACGCAGAGUGCGACGAAACUAGAAUUCGCAACGCAUGAGCCGUGGCUCGAGACUCCCAAGCUACCCGGCUUGCCCGGCCUACCAGUCCAUAAUACAUUCGAAGAGAAGAGACUAGAGCCAUCGGAGGCUCCGUUGUGGGUUCCAAGGGUGCUGCGAGCAAAAUCGGUGAAUCGGAAGGCCUGGCGAGAAUGCUCGAAGCUGCCAAGCAUCGUUUGUGCUGAGCAGGAGACUGAGGGGAAAGCCAAGUUCUUUACCACUACGUCCGGGUUUCUUGGUCUUGGCCGCGGGGAUGUGCUUGAGGGCGAUAUCGUGGUUGCUGUGCCAGGGGCUAGACUACCGCUUGUACUGCGACGGAGGGAGGAUACGUCGAUGUUCACGUUCAGGGGCUUUGCUUUUACUCAUGGUGUUAUGUUCGGCGAACUCAUGAGCAUGAUGAUUGAUUCGGAGAAGAAUGGCGAACUGGACAGGUUGAUGGAGGAUUUCGUUCUUUGCUAA